Molecule: messenger RNA, 1953 nt
Organism: Erythranthe guttata (spotted monkey flower)
Lineage: Eukaryota; Viridiplantae; Streptophyta; Magnoliopsida; Lamiales; Phrymaceae
Product: Major facilitator superfamily protein
Source: RefSeq, a predicted model, not a curated record
UGCUUAUCAAAACCCGAUUUCAGUUCAAAAAACAGCCACUGCACUGAACAUAACAGCACGCCACAAAAAACAUUUCCUUUUAAUUUUACCGUUAGCGUGCUCUUUUUCCUCGUUUUCCCACCUUCCCCGGCUCAACCAAUUUCACAGAAUUUGCAAAUAAACCCCCAAUUUCAUGAACAGCAAAAUCUGGAACAGUUGAUCAUGGACGAAGAAGAUGAGAGAAUCCCACUCCAAGAAAAGCUUCCCCAGAAGGAAAAAUCACCCGAGAAAAAUGGGAUUUUGGGGGUGAUUUUCAGCCCUUUCAACUGGCUGAGUAGACUCAGCGACGAGUUGCACUGGAGCUUCGUGUUGGGAGUGGUGAUUGUGUACGGAAUCAAUCAGGGUUUGUGCUUAGGGUUGAGCAAAGUCAACACGCAGUACUACAUGAAAGAUGUGCAGAAAUUGCAGCCCUCCGAAGCUCAGAUUUACCAUGGGAUGAUUAUGAUUCCUUGGAUUGUUAAGCCCUUGUGGGGUAUUCUUACGGACACUGUUCCCGUUGCUGGUCGAAGGAGGCGGCCGUACUUCUUCUUCGCUGGCAUAAUCGGUGCAGUAUCCAUGAUUAUUUUAUCAAUCGAAACGAACCUGAUUCUUGGAUUAGCUUUGUUACUCCUAAUAUGUGGGAGUGCCGGUGCUGCAAUAGCAGACGUAACUAUCGAUGCAUGUGUGACCGAAAACAGUAUAAGCCACCCUUCUCUUGCCGGAGAAAUGCAGAGCUUGUGUGGAUUGUGCUCUUCCAUUGGCCAAUUAAUCGGAUACACAAUUAGCGGUUUCUUAGUUCAUCUAAUUGGAUCCAAGGGUGUGUUUGGAGUGCUUAGUGUACCGGCUGGACUAGUGAUUUUUGUGGGACUUAUAAUACAAGAGCCAUUAAUUCGGAACUUUUCUUAUAAACGAGUUAGUCAGAAAUUUGUUGAUGCUGGAAGGGCAAUGUGGACGGCUUUGAAAUGCCCCGUUGUUUGGAGGCCGUGUUUAUACAUGUAUCUAUCGCUAGCGGUGAGUCUGCACAUACACGAGGGGAUGUUUUAUUGGUAUACGGAUGCACACGCGGGCCCCGCUUUUUCGCAGGAGAUGGUGGGAUCAAUCUCAGCCGUAGGUGCAAUUGGGUCUCUACUAGGCGUUCUCCUCUACCAAAACAUAUUCCGAAAACACCCUUUUCGCAGCGUGCUCUUCUGGGCGCAGUUGCUCUACGGUGCAUCGAGUUUGAUCGAUUUACUAUUAGUCCUCCGUAUAAACCUAACCCUCGGAAUCCCAGAUUACGUAAUCGUAAUAUUCGACGCCGUCGUUUCCCACAUGAUCGCGCGUCUCAAAUGGAUGCCUCUCCUCGUUUUAAGCUCGAAGCUUUGUCCAGCUGGCAUCGAGGGCACUUUUUUCGCUCUUCUAAUGUCGAUUGAUCAUAUAGGAUAUUUUACAGCAUCUUGGGGCGGAGGAAUAUUACUACACGGUUUGAAUGUGACGAGGACGAGUUUUGAUAAUCUUUGGUUGGCUGUUUUGGUGAGGAGUUUCUUUCGAGUUCUUCCGAUUGUGAUUUUGUUUUUGGUGCCAAGCGGUGAUCCGAAUUUGAAUAUUCUUCCGAUUGAGAUGCUGGGAGCGAAGAAGGGUGAGGAUUUAGCCGAUGAUUCGGAAAUGGAAAUGGAAGCCCUCCUUGUUAAUAGAGCCAAUCAAAAUUAAAUUGUUAAAAGCAAAAAAAAAGAAAAAAAAAGGGCCCGAUCGUAAUUCGUUCGACGAAAUCCCCGUUUUUUUUUUUUCUGCGAUUCGAGGAUGUAAGUUGCUUAUACAGAUAUGAGAUGGAGACAAUUGUAGGGGAAUAUAUUUUUACAGGCAUUAGGAAUUUUGAAAUGUACUGAGAGAUUCCAUAUUUUUUGUCUGAAAAACAAGAAAUGCAGUCUCAACAUGCAAAACCGAAUUCCCUUUUGUCAU